Molecule: messenger RNA, 1378 nt
Organism: Tribolium castaneum (red flour beetle)
Lineage: Eukaryota; Metazoa; Arthropoda; Insecta; Coleoptera; Tenebrionidae
Product: venom acid phosphatase Acph-1
Exons: 5
Coding region: 143-1279 (378 amino acids)
Biological process (GO): dephosphorylation
Molecular function (GO): phosphatase activity
Source: RefSeq, a predicted model, not a curated record
AAACUCCACUUUCUUAUCACAAAUAUGCAAGGAAUCAACGCAAACGAGAGAUCAAGGACGUGCUCAAGACAAUUCAAAGGAAAGGUGGGAGAAUCGCAAUAAAAUAACUUAAGUAACUCGAUAUUUAAUCACUACAAUUGUCAUGGAGUCCCUACUUAAAUAUUUCUUGUGUUUAUGUGUGGUUUAUUCGGUUGAAUCCGCGACCAUUCCAGCAGAUCCGGCGACCGAAUUAAUCCUCGUGAGCGUCAUUUUCAGACAUGGAGCCCGCACAACAACGGGGUUUUACCCCAACGACCCUAACAAAGGCCAGUCGUUCUAUCCAAUCGGAAUGGGCGGCUUAACUAACGAGGGUAAAUUAGGAGAGUACAAAUUAGGGCGCUACCUCAAGAACCUCUACGGAGGCUUUAUCGGCGAUGUUUACACCGAGGAUGAGGUGUGGGUGCGAAGCACUGACGUCACAAGGACCAAAAUGAGUGCCCAGUUAGUCCUCGCUGGACUUUUCCCGCCCAGCGAGAUCCAGCAGUGGAAUCAGGACCUGGAGUGGCAGCCGAUUCCGGUGGCGUAUAAGCCCGAUUCCGAAGAAGACCUAUUCCACCCGUGGGGAACGUGUCCGUAUAAAUCUGACGUUAUUAGCCAUUUGCCCGGGAUAGAGGAAGUGCAGGAGAAGUUUAUUAAACCGUACAAUGAAACGAUGGCUUUUAUUCAAGACAAUUCGGGCAAAUCUAUGACAAAUCCGGCCGAUAUGCAGGACAUUUUCUUUAAUUUUCGAACGGAGGACGACAUGGGGCUGAUUAUCCCCGAGUGGGUCAGGAGCAUUUAUCCCGAACCGACUCAGAGCAUCGCCGCUCAGGUCUACGCUUACCACAAUUACGACCCGAGGACCAGACAAAUCAAUUCCGGUUACAUGUUGAAGAAAAUUCUCGACGACUCGAAAAAUAAAAUUGAUGGAAAGUCGAAGAAGAAAAUCUAUUUGUAUUCAGGACACGAAUCCACUUUGGGGUAUAUGUUAAAUGCCCUCAACGUCAACUAUAAACCACACGUUCCGCCCUACGGAAGUGCCAUCUCCUUUGAGAUUCAUAAGGCCAACGACUAUUAUUAUGUCAAGCUUCGUUACAGAAACGACACAGAAGCUACAGAACCCGUAGACCUCAACAUCCCCAAAUGUGGAGUCCUUUGUCCUUACGACCAGUUUGUACAGUUGCAGAAAGAUUUAAUUCCAACGAUCUCAAUACAAGACGCCUGUAAAAAGGAUAGUGAGAGGAUAAACAACGAUCUUUAGCUCGGUUAGCAGCCUACAGAUGGCAGACGCUUGAAGAUCCAAAGUGCGAAAAAGUAUUAUAUUUAUUGACUAAAAUAUUUAAUAAAUGGUCCACCAAUU